AUGCAACCAGGGAAAUCUCUUUCACAUGCAGGUCGGAGGCGACAGCAACGGCAGCUCGAAGCUUCCCCGCCUCCCACCUCGCGAGUCCCUGCGCGUCAGCCUCCCCGUCGUGGUAUGUUCAUACCUGCAUGCAGUUCUGGAGACCCCGAGGCCGCGCCUCAGCCUUUCCUAGGUGGGGAGGCCUCACACUUUCCUGGGAGGUCCUCUGAAAAUGGUUUGCGUCCCCGCAAAACCGAGCGCGUGUCGAGGAACGGAGAGCCGAUUUUUGAUCCGGACCCGGAGCCUCUGCUGUCGGGCAUCAAGCGAGAGCGCAUGCAAGCUUGCUCGGGUCUCGCGGCUGCCUUUCUCGACCUAGAAGGCCACUUCCACAUCCGCAGCACGCGAGCGUCGGAGCUGGGGGAGGAGCAACUUCGUUUGUUUUCUCGGCUUCAAGAGGGUCGGUCGCGAACUUGGAGAGAGCCGAGCUGCGACGUGUCUGCGGCGACGCACUCCAGCUUUUGCGCUCAAAACCCAGAGAAGGGCGUCGGCGAAGCUGCCGAGCUCGAGCGCACGACCUCGCCUGCGUGCAGGGAGCGCAGAACUGGUGGAGAGGAAGAAAACGUUUCCGACGAAGAAUUCUACGACGCCACUGACGCCUGCGAUGUCGCUCGCGAUGCCCCAGAACGAUCAUUUUCACCGCGACGGAGCCCUGCGUCUGCUAGGCCCGCCCAGGGAGGCCACGACGAAGAAGCUACUUCGUCUUGUUUCGAGGGCGAGCGAAGCUGGCCGUUGCUCAGGCGAAGAGAACACGGAGACGCGAGUGCGUUCUUUACGACAAGGGAAGGCAGAAGCACCGAAAGCGAGUGCAGUGAUGCACGUGGCAGACAACGGUCGGCAUACGACCAGGCGCGGGUCGUCAGACAGUGCUCCUUCACCACUGCGGUUGAGGCCUAUUUUCCGACGGCAGACAAAGAAAGUUCUGUCGGCGGGAGGCUCUUGUCGCGACGCUCUUCGAGUGUAUCUUCACUGGAAGAGGGUGUCCAUACACUGUACCGCGACGCCGGCAGGCGAGGCCUCGCGAGCGAGAAGGGCAGCGAGGAAUUGAGAAACUCUGUCGCCACGCCGCGAGGAGAAUUCCUCGCGGCAUUUGACGCCACAGGUCUGCGAUUUCAGCAGCACAACGUGGAGUCUCGUCAAGAGAAGAUCGAACAAGAAAACGAACAUGGACGCCACGAAGAUACGGCGGAAGGCGUAACUCCAGUCGACACGCAAGGAAAAGAAAGCCGAGAUUCUCGUGCAGGUUGUGGGAGGGAAAAGAUCGACGAACGCAUAGGGUCUGCUGCAGAGGAAUCUUCGAGGGUCCCGGGAGACAGAGAGACAAACGGACUUCCAGAUGGAGAGCUUCGUCACUGCGAUUGCUCGGAAAGUCCCGCAGCGUCGCCCUUUGCGAGUUCGGCAGUUUCUACGUCGGUCGCGCCUGCCUUGUCACGCUUCGUGUCUCUUGGAUCUUCUGGAAGUCAGAUGCUUCGAAGCGGCGUUUCGAGUGUCUCUUUGCCUUCAAAGCGAACAUGGAUGACACGGUCAGUUAAUGCCGUCAAACGACUCGGGGGCCGCAGGCAACUCUCUGGCGAGUCGACGACUAGUACAAGGACGAAUCUCUCAGCAACCGGCGCGAGCUCACGAAUGGUCACUACAGAUGGGAAGACAGCGACGUCUGCAGUGCCUCGCUCGGGAGGCCGCGGAGCCCAACAUGCAGGCGCCGAUUAUGCUGGACUGCACCCCUUCCCUGCCGUUUUGAAGCGGAGCGUGACAAAGGGAAACAAGCACCAGCCUCCACUUUCGGAGGUCUGGUGCGUGAGGGCGAUAGAAACAGGUGACCGCGCGGCCCUUUGGGCGACGGCGAUUUCUCCGGCGGGGGACUGGCUAGCUGCGGCUGGCCAGACGGGUGUGAUUUCUCUUUGGUCGGUUCCUUCGCUCUGCGUCUCGGCCCUUUCUCGACGCGGCCGAGGCGAAGACAAACGAGGAAGAAAGUUUGCGGGCUCUCUGACUGGGAAGAGAGACAGCGAACGACCGCUGCCACAGCGUGAUGGCGCGCAUCUGUCCAUGAAAGACGCAGACAAGAACGAAAUGACUCACGCCGAAACAGUGCAUUUGGAGAAAGUCGACGGAACUAGACGAGGCAGGACUUUCAGAGAGAUGCGCAGUCGCGGCAGCCACGAUGGAGGGAGGUCGACGGCGACAGACGAGGCAUGUGAACAGUGUCAGUCCGAUCCCGGCACGCUCGCGUCGCACGCGCCAGACGGCGGCACCCCUCCCCAGGAAGGACAUGAAAACGAAAUCGUCUGCAGGCCUGCUCACAUGCGAGCUUCUUCGCUGCCAGUUAGCCUCUCUUCUGCUUCGAAUCACCGGUCUUCGCCCUCCUCUCGCCUGGCCUGCGCGUCUCACCUGCGGCGCCGCAACCCGCGGGGUGUACGUACACCGGACUCGGGGGCACGGCCUCUGCGGCCGUUCGCGUCUUUGCCUGGGGAGCGUGUAGGGGUUGUCGGGAGAGGAAAGGCGGCCGUUUGCGGGUUCCCAGCCGAGAGGCGAACCCGAAGUGACGAGACCUCGACUCCAUCUGCUGCUGCGGCAGCGGAGGAAACGAACGGUUCCGAGGCGCCAGCCUGCGGUGGCGAUACACCCGAGAGCGUUCGCGCGAAGGCGCCUGUGGGUGCAGGAGCAAAGAAAGCUUUUUCUCGGGGACUCCGAGCUCACACGGAGGAAGGAGUUGCUUCUCUGUUAGGUCGCGGAGACAGAGAAGCAGGGCGAGAAAAGCGAGAAGAAGCAAAUGCGUCACGUAGCCAAGCGACACCGUGGUUUAUAUCCAACCGGCCGACCCUCUGUCUCACAGGUCACUCGGCCGCCAUCAUCCAGCUUGUCUGGGCGCCUACUCAGAAGGCUGCGCUGCUCCUCAGCGCCUCUCUCGACAAGACGGUGCGCCUGUGGUGGCCGGCGAAGCAGCCAGAAGCCGUCGCGGUUCUGCGGUGUCGGGACUGGCCGACAAGCGUCGCCUUCCACCCGACUUUCAAGAAUGUCGUGUUUACCGGGUGUCUCGACGCGACAGUGCAAGUCUGGAGACUCUUCCCGGUUUCGGACUCGAGUGGCGCCCGCGCCCGCGAGGACCGAGGCAGACGAGAAGAAGGAAGUCGACAGAAAGAAGGAAAAACCCUCUGGGAUGCACGCGUUGUCGAGUACCUGAAAGUCACAGAGCUGGUCACCGCCAUUUCUCUCUCUCCCAACGGGUCCGUCCUCGCUGUUGGCUUCAGAAAUGGAACAAUCGCUUUCUACGACGCUCAGACCCUGAAGUUCCGCAAUGAGUUAGACUGCAGAAACCGGAAAGGGAAGUUCUCAAAAGGGAGGAAAGUGACCAGCCUGGAGUGGCACGCCAGCGGCCUCGCUCUCUGUGUCACGACAAACGAUUCGCGUAUUCGCAUUUUCAGAGCCACGGACCUGUCCUGCGUCGCCAAAUUCAAAGGCCACAUUAACGAACAAAUCAUGUUACGUGCCAACUACACAAACGAAGGAACAGGCUUGGUCUGCGGCUCUGAGAACGGCUGGAUCUGUUGCUGGAAUGUGGCGGAUCCGCGCUCCUCGAUUGCCGACGGCGUGGAGAGGCGAUUCCGCGGGAAUGUUCUGAGCAGCAAGCUGUCGAUUCCCGCGACCAACCGUCGCCCGACGAACGCGAAUUUUGCCGGCAUCAAAGCUUUUACGGAGCUUUUGACUUGCAGUCUGGUUGCGCCUGCGUCGUUCGCGAGUGCGUUGGUGUCUCGAAUUGGAGUCCAUCCGCUGGGGUCUCCGUCAGCGAAGCACACCGGAAGUCGACGUCUGUCUCUGCGGAAGUUUGUGUUUCGCUCGGACAGCGGCGUCAGCGCAGGCUUGCGGGGCGUGCAGGGAGAGACGACGGGUCGUUCUCAUUCCAAAUCGAAUGUGGAUCGCCUCUCCCAUGCGCCUCCAGGCGACAGGCAAGAGACUGUGACCGACGGGUUUUCCUCUGGCUGCCUCCCCGCCCAGGACUCUGCGCUGCCGCGAGACCCGCGCUGUCUCCUGUUGCCCCCGUCGUCGUGUGGGGUCGCAGACUCGCGCCUGUUCAACGUGGGGAAGGGCGAACUCGUGGACAGACAGGGAUCCCAUCUGGCGGCGCUCAAGGCGAUGUGUCUGCCGAAAUAUGGGCGAGGAUCUCCGAGUGGCACUCUGGGGUCGCUCCCGGCUCACGCGAGCGAGGGGGGAGAAGAGGACCUCGACGCGAGGGGUCGAUCGUUGGACAAGGUGGAUUUCUUGGGAAAAAGCAGCCUUUUCUCGUCUGUGAAUCGACCAGGAAGCGACUCUCCAGUUCUUUACAACGGGGGGUCAGAAGCCCCCUACAGCCGACCGCCUUCAGAGUGCGGCUCUGCGGGGUUCGCUCUCGCUGCCCCAGGUCUGAGUGGCUUCCCUGCUAAGGACUUACCUCUGAAGGCCGAGUCGCCUUCGAGUGGUGCGUCGACUCCAGGCCGGGGAGACUACGGGGGUGCAUUCUGCAGCUCUCUGGAUGAGAGAAGAAAGAACCAGGAAGGGGAUCGAUACUACCAUGAAGGGGAAGAACUCCACAUCGCUCUGCCGGCGUCUGUCUACCGAGAGGAGUGUCGGCAACGCAGCUCCAGUACGUCCCUUCCCCUUGUGGUGGUGGCGGGAAGUCACCACGGCAAACUUCGAAUUUUUGUGAACUUUGGUCAGGAACUCCGAAACUUCUAAUGUUCAUUAAGAAACAUUCUUCCUCCUGCCGCCUCCAGUUACGGUUUUGGUUCCAGGGCGACUUCCAGGCUUCUGGGAAGGACGAACCCCAAAAGCGCAGUGUCUAUACCAUAAAAGGAGGAUUGGAGAGAGGCGUGUGUUUUGAGAAGGAUUAUAGCGAUGUGUGGAUUCAGAGGUGUCCUUGGAUGUUUCGUCACUUUCGUGAGUGUAAAUCGAGAAUGUGUUGUUCGAAUUUACGCUUCUUUUUCGAAGCGAACACAGCUUGUUGGCUCAACACAUACAAGACAGCACCGGGAGACGAGACCGUUCUGUAGAGGCCACCCGCGAUUGCUUCUAAAUUUGACUGUUUGAGCGAAUAGUAAAGGGAGCCUUUUUUCUCCCUCUUAUGGUCUCGGUAGGUGUGAUUCAAUGCGAUGGGGAAAUUUCGGCUUAGAAAGGGACUGCGAGCCUGCAGAAGGGAUCCGUCUGGCGGGAAAUAGAGAAAAAGGUCUGUCUUGGAGUGCCU
Messenger RNA from Toxoplasma gondii ME49, 5251 nucleotides. Its product is annotated as WD domain, G-beta repeat-containing protein. The record is from RefSeq and is a predicted model, not a curated record. The transcript has 17 exons. Gene Ontology annotation, molecular function: protein binding. Lineage: Eukaryota; Apicomplexa; Conoidasida; Eucoccidiorida; Sarcocystidae. Bases 1 to 4746 code for a protein of 1581 amino acids.